CAGAACACCACAGGCUACAGCACUGCCUCAGACGACUGCACAGGAUCUGCUACUUGGUGAACUACCGGGAUUUGGAGGACGAUGGACCUGGACUCCAGUGGGACGUUGGAGGUGGCUGCACUCGGUCGGCCUUUCAGACUCGGGAUGCUGUAUGACUGCCGCAAAGACUCGCUCAUAACUGGCCUGACGUUAUGGGACCAGGAGGACCUGGUAAAUAACAUAAGUGAGAGGCCACAGUCCUACAAUGAAUUUGAUAUAGUUGCAUCUGAAUCAGUUGAAGACAAGGCUUCUUCACUACAUGUUGAUGCUUCUCUCAAAGCAAGUUUCCUGGUUGGUCUUGUUAAAGUUUCUGGAUCAGCCAAAUACCUGAAUGAUAAUAAGACUUCCAAAUAUCAGGCCAGAGUAACACUGAAAUACAAUGCAACUACAAAAUUCAAGGAACUGACAAUGAAUCAUCUUGGAAGAGGAAACGUGAAGCAUCCAUAUGUCUUUGAAAAAGGAUUAGCCACACAUGUGGUCACAGGUAUUCUUUAUGGAGCACAAGCCUUCUUUGUGUUUGAUCGACAGGUGUCGGAAAACGAAAAGCACCAAGACAUUCAGGGCAACUUGAAAUUAAUGAUCAAGAAAAUUCCCUUAAUGGAAAUUGGGGGUAAAGGUUCCCUGCAUAUGAAAGACCAAGACAAAGAAAACGUGAAGAAGUUCAGCUGUAAAUUUCAUGGAGACUUCUGUCUCAAGAAAACUCCAGUGUCCUUCCAGGAUGCUGUGGAGGUCUACCAAAGCCUGCCAAAACUUCUGGGCGACAAUGGAGAAAAUGCUGUUCCAGUAAGAGUCUGGCUCCUUCCUCUGACAACUUUAGAUUCUUCUGCUGCUAAACUUGUUCGUCAGAUCAGUAUAAGAUUAGUUCAGAAAGCACAAAGUGUCCUGGAGGAGUUUCUUGAGCUGGAAAUUAGAUGCAAUGAUGCAGUGAAAACAACCACUGCGCAGCAGGUCCCACAGAUCAGCCAAAAAAUUAAAACAUUUCAAGAGUUAUGCUCUGAAUUCAAGCAGGAAUUCCAACAAACACUGGCAAAGAAACUUCCAUUAAUCCGAGGAAGAGGAGAAGAAGAAGCUGAACUUGCAGAAAUCCUGAAGAACAGACAUUCUUCUCCUUUCAACAGCAAAAGUCUCAACGAGUGGAUGGACUGUAAGGAGAAAGAAGUGCGGAUCUUGAAGUCUUUGACAAGCAUGAUGAUCAACACUAAGAUCGUCCCAUCUCAGAGUGAUCUCGAUGAGGAGAUUUUCGGUACAAAGUAUGCAGUGUGUUUUGUCUUCACAUCAUUGGGUAAUGCUGAACCAUACCUCUCUGCUUUAGAGAACCACUUAGAAAAACACAACUCAGAAAACCCUGCAGAUCCACGAUCACAUGAUGUUGAGAAGGAACAGUGGUACCUCUCAAAAGAUGUCACAGAUACACUGAGACAUAAAGCAAAGCUCUUCAGUGAUUUUGCAGAAUCCAACACCGAGAACAAGAACAUUAAGUUCCUGACAGUGGCUUUAACAGAUGAGACACACAAAGGUUCAAGCAUCUACGUUUAUAAGGAUGGAUUUUCAGUCAGUGACAACUUUGAGCCGCCUUCAAAACCUGACAGAGUAACUGUGAGUGACGUGAACUACAACAGUGUGACUCUGAAGAUUUCUCCACCCAGAUUUGGAGUUGAAGGCAUCACCUCCUACUGUGUUGAAUACUGUGUCUGUGGAGAAGAUGGAUGGCAACAAACCACAGCACCUAAAGCUGAGGAGGCCACAGUGAGUGGUCUGAGUCCUAACACAGAGUACAUGUUCAGAUGCAGAGCAGUGACUCCAGUAGGUCUAGGGCCUGCAGCUCAAGUCAGUGAUCCCAUUAAAACCCUACCCUGCAGCCCUCCUGGAACACCUCAAACACAAUCAAACUCUACUGAGAUAUCAAUCAGCUGGGAGAAACCUGCUGAGGUCGGAGAAGAUGUCCAUAUUCUGAGCUACAUGGUGGAGUACGCUCAAAUGGAUGGAGUUGAUAAGGCAGAUCUCCAAUGGAACCAAAUGGAAUCAGGAGGUGAAAAGGUGAUCAUUUCAGGACUUCAGUCUGAGACACGAUAUGCAGUCAGAGUCCGAUGUGACUGUGGUGUCGAUGGAGGAAGUAAAGAAAGUGUCACCGUUAACGUCAGCACAAAAAAAAUUACAUCACGUCUUGCAGAUGACCUCAAACAGACAAGUGAGGAGAUGAAUUCAGACACACCUUCUGUCUGGAAACUGCCUCUGAAAGAGGAACGUACAACCAUACAUGGAUGUAGAAGAUACAGCUUUGGAGAAGAAAGCAACAGGGGAAAUCGCACUGUGAUCCUUUUUGGACAAUCUGGAUCAGGAAAGUCGACUCUCAUCAAUGCGAUGGUCAACUACAUCUUAGGUGUCAAAUGGGAAGACUCAUAUCGGUUUAAACUAGUUGAAGCAGAAAGUCAGACCUCUGAAGCCACAGUGUACAAAAUAAACCACCGUGAAGGGUUUCAGAUCCCCCACUCCCUGACUAUCAUUGACACUCCAGGGUUUGGAGACACAAGAGGCAUUGAAAGAGACAAAGAGAUCACACAGCAGUUACAGCGUCUCUUCACCCAGAAAUCUGGGGUCAGUGAAAUUGACAUUGUCUGUUUUGUCACUCACUCUGCUUUAGCUCGACUCACACCAACACAGAAACAUGUGUUUGAUUCUGUUCUCUCAAUCUUUGGCAAAGAUGUGGCAGAAAACAUCAGGAUUCUGGUGACGUUUGCAGACGGUCAGCGCCCACCAGUUCUAGAGGCGAUCAAUGCGUCAGGUUUCCCAUGUCCUAAAACUGAUGAUGGGCUGCCACCUCACUUCAAAUUCAACAACUCUGCUCUGUUUGCCUACAACCAGUCAUCUGAUGAUGAAGAAGGAGGUUUUGAUGACAUGUUUUGGAACAUGGGAUUACGAAGUAUGAAGAGGUUCUUUGCGGCAUUGAAUCAAAUAACAACCAAAAGCUUGACAAUGACAAAUGAGGUCCUCAGAGAAAGGCAGCAGCUUGAGGUUUCAGUGGAAAAUUUGCAGAUACAGGUUAGAGUUGGUCUAGCCAAACUUGAGGAGGUGAAAGAAACAGCUGAAAAGAUUAAAGAACUUGAGGCUGAGAUCGCUAGAAAUGAGAACUUUGAGUUUGAAGUCACUGUCACCCACCCUGAUAAGGAGGAUAUUUCUGGGAGUGGAAAAUACAUCACAAAUUGUCAACAGUGUCACUAUACCUGUCAUUAUCCUUGUUACAUUCAAAAUCAUUCAGACAUAAAGAACUGUCCUGCAAUGGGUCCAGAUGGAAACUGCAAAGUGUGUCCAAGGAAAUGUAUCUGGAGUGUACACUAUAACCAGAAGUACAGGUGGGUGUAUAAGGAAGUUAAAGAAAAGCGAACAGUGAAAGAGCUCAAAGAAAAGUACCUGAAAGCUAAAGAAGCAAAGUCACCUAUCCAGGCUUUAAUUUCCACAUUAAAGGACGAGUACAAACUUGUGCAAAAUCAAGUUGUGGAGCUGAUGAAAAAGUCUUCAAGAUGUUUAAACCGACUUCAAGAAAUCGCAUUGAAACCAAACCCUCAAUCUACUCCAGAGUACAUCGACAUGCUCAUUGAGUCAGAGAAAUCUGAGGGAAAACCAGGAUGGAAAAAACGAGUUCAGGCCCUGACACACAUGAGAGAAAAAGCAGAGAUGAUGGCUAAAGUAGAGAGAGGAGAAACACUUCUGCAGACUUCAGUUACAGGGACAACGGACAGCCAG
Sphaeramia orbicularis (orbiculate cardinalfish) is the source of this 3780-nucleotide messenger RNA. RefSeq lists its product as uncharacterized. The record is from RefSeq and is a predicted model, not a curated record. The transcript has 4 exons. The annotation marks the transcript as partial. NCBI's taxonomy places the organism in Eukaryota, Metazoa, Chordata, Actinopteri, Kurtiformes, Apogonidae. Gene Ontology annotation, molecular function: ATP hydrolysis activity; GTP binding; protein binding.